CGAGCCUUGACAGACUUCCCACCGCCGCCAUGUUUACUCCUGUCGCUGUUAUGUCACUCCCGCCGCAAGUGCUGCCGGGAAGUGUGGUUUUCAUAACAAGGAAACGGAACACAUGCUGCAGAAGGACGGAUCAAUGUUUGUGAUGGGAACGCGCUCUCUGGCUUUGGUUUUUGACUGGUUUUUGGUUGCUGAUCGCCCGAAAAGAAGCUUAACUGUUUGAGUGGUAAGGAGAAAGUGGACCUGGAGUGAUGCCGCCCACGAGAAGACGAAGCAAACGGAAGUUAAAUUCAGGAGAAGCUGCUGAAACAGAAUCUCCUGCUAAGAAAAAGGUAGAAAGCAAGAAAAACGCAGAAAAAAGCUCUGCGCCGUCGGAGUUUAGUCACUGGCUAAUGAAGUCUGAGCCCGAGAGCCGCUUUGAAAACGGCAUUGAUGUCAAGUUCGGGAUUGAGGAUUUAAAAGCGUUACCAAACCAGACGGGCUGCUGGGACGGUGUCCGCAACUAUCAGGCUCGGAACUUCAUGCGGAACAUGAAGGAAGGGCAGCUGGCGUUCUUCUACCACAGCAACUGCAAGGUGCCGGGGAUCGCAGGAGUCAUCAAGAUCGUGAAGGAGGCGUACGUGGACCACACUCAGUUUGACAAGAAAGAUGUUCACUACGACGCCAGCAGCCGGCCGGAGAACCCCAAGUGGAGCAUGGUGGACGUUCAGUUUCAGAGGAUGAUGAAGCGCUUCAUUCCGCUGGCGGAGCUGAAAGAGCACCACCUGGAGCAUCGUGCGAGCGGAGGGCCGCUGAAGGACAUGGCCUUAUUCACCAGAGCCCGUCUUUCUGUCCAGCCCCUCACUUCUGAGGAGUUUGACUUUGUACUAAGUUUGGAGGACCAACAGCCCUGAAGAGGAUGAAGCCACACUUGCUGAAAACGUGUUCAUUUGUUGUUUUUCUAU
Molecule: messenger RNA, 941 nt
Organism: Synchiropus splendidus (mandarinfish)
Lineage: Eukaryota; Metazoa; Chordata; Actinopteri; Syngnathiformes; Callionymidae
Gene: thyn1
Product: thymocyte nuclear protein 1
Exons: 8
Coding region: 249-890 (213 amino acids)
Cellular component (GO): nucleus
Source: RefSeq, a predicted model, not a curated record